AUGGGCUUCGUGUACGAAUUGAAGAUGGCGCUCAAGGCCAUGGGCGACAUGAGGGCACCGAAGCCGACGUUCAGCACGGACCAGAUCCCGGACCUCACAGGGCGUGUCAUGAUAGUAACGGGCGGUAACACGGGUAUUGGUAAGGAGACCAUCAAGGUGCUCCUACAGCACAAUGCAAAGGUCUAUAUGGCUUCGCGGAGCCCGCAAAAGGCUGAGGCUGCCAUCGCAGAGCUCAAGGAGGAAACAGGGAAGGAAGCCGUAUUUCUCGAGCUUGAUCUAACAAGCUAUGCGUCUAUCCACAAGGCGGCGGAGGAGUUUUUGAGUAAAGAGGAAAAUCUUCACGUACUCUUCAACAACGCCGGCCUGAUGUUGUGUCCUAUCGACAUGCUCGGUCCGGAAGACUACGACCUACAAUGGUUUACGAAUGUCGUGGGCCCGUUCCUCUUUACGAAGCUGCUCCUUCCGGCACUGAUCGCGGGCAAGGCGUCCUCACCGGACGGCCACACCCGCAUCAUUGCUACAUCUUCGUCGGGCUCAUACCUCGGGAUCAUUCACUGGGAUACGCUCAAGGAUGGCCCAGCGCGGCGGAAGACGAACUCACAGGAGCUGUACUUCCAGUCGAAAUUCGCAAACGUGGUCGUCACCAGGCAGCUUGCCAAGCGCUAUGCUGACCAGGGUAUCAUCGCCGUCUCGCUGAAUCCAGGAAAUAUCAGCACGGACUUACAGCGUUAUAUGUCCGGCAUACAGAAGCGAAUUAUUGCCACCCUUCUUCAGCCUGUGCAGCUAGGUGCGCUCACACAGUUGUGGGCGGGAACGAUGCCGGGCGCGCUGGAGUUGAACGGAGGGUACUUGAUCCCGUGGGCGCGUGUCGGGUCAUGCAGACGGGAAGCGUAUGACGACGCUCUCGGGGAGAAGCUAUGGGAGUGGCUGGAGAACGCGGUCAAUGAUAAGUAGCUGGUGCUAGGCUUCAGGCAUACCUGUCUCUAUACCCACGCGGACUGACGUAGAUGACGAUAUUCAUGGGGACUGACCAUACCGCGGUUCUGUCAAGCACGCUAUGCAUGUCGUCGUUCCUGGCCAGAAGUGGUUGCCGUUGGGUGAAAUGCGUCCUCCACUCGGAUACCCGCGUGGCGGCAGUGCUGGUUCAAGCGCAUCCCGAUUUGGACAGAGAUGCCUGCCAGACGUAGCGGAGCAGCUGUCAUAGUGCAUACGGACCGUCAUGAACUUGCAGCGCGCUGUUUCUCCUCUGCGCCAUCCUUCCGAGACAGAUUCCUCCAAGCAAAAGCCGUUAUCAGGUCGUGUUCACGCGCGGACAUGUUGUAUACAAUGGACGACACCACAGUAGUUGUCCUACAUCCUGACGACACACAAUUGGCCGCACCGAUAGCGGUGCAA
Messenger RNA from Rhodofomes roseus, 1395 nucleotides. RefSeq names its product NAD(P)-binding protein. The record is from RefSeq and is a predicted model, not a curated record. NCBI's taxonomy places the organism in Eukaryota, Fungi, Basidiomycota, Agaricomycetes, Polyporales, Fomitopsidaceae. The transcript is spliced from 10 exons. Bases 1 to 954 code for a protein of 317 amino acids.